AUGGGAAAGAUCAUUUUCUACGAGGACAAGAACUUCCAGGGUCGCUCCUAUGAGUCCAAUUCUGACAGUACUGAUCUACACUCGCACUUCAGUCGCUGCAACUCCAUACGAGUAGAGAAUGGUAAUUGGAUGGUGUACGAACGCGCUAACCAGGAGGGGCAUCAAUACUUCCUUAAGAGGGGUGAAUACCCUGAUUACAAGCACUGGAUGGGACUCAAUGAUACCAUCAGCUCAUGUCGUAUUAUACCACAACAUCGUGGAGUCUUCCGUAUUAGAAUUUAUGAGAGGGAAGAAUUCAGAGGUCACACAAUGGAGUUCACAGAAGAUUGUCCAAAGGUUUAUGAAAAAUUUAAUUAUGAAGAUAUUCUCUCUUGCAAUGUUCUUGAGGGACACUGGAUUUUCUAUGAGCUGCCCAAUUAUAGAGGAAGGCAAUAUUACUUGAGACCAGGAGAGUACAGAAGAUACACCGAAUGGGGUGCAGUUUCUCCUAAGGUUGGCUCCUUCAGAAGAAUUCAGGAUAUAUACUAGGCAUUGUCAUGUGUAAAAUGCUUCAAUUUGGAAUAUUAAUAAAAUGACAUAAAAUAACAAA
Molecule: messenger RNA, 589 nt
Organism: Bombina bombina (fire-bellied toad)
Lineage: Eukaryota; Metazoa; Chordata; Amphibia; Anura; Bombinatoridae
Product: gamma-crystallin 1-like
Exons: 3
Coding region: 1-528 (175 amino acids)
Biological process (GO): visual perception; lens development in camera-type eye
Molecular function (GO): structural constituent of eye lens
Source: RefSeq, a predicted model, not a curated record